GGGACUGUCACGUUCAAGUCACCGUGCCCCAAAUUCCCAGCCAGCCUCUGCAGGAGGGGAAAAAAAAAGCAAGAGGCGCCUUCUUCCACCCCUUCCCGCAGCAGGAUUUGAAUAACCAGGUGUGAGCAUCUGCCUCCCUCGUUAAUGCGUUUGAUAAUUGACCAAGCGCUCAUUCCUGCGGGAGGGCGGCGUGCCCAGGCGCAGCGUCCUGCCAGGAGGAGCCCCGCUCCGCUGCUCCUCCGCACCCCGAGAACCUGCGGCCCUGCCUGCCGCCAUGCCUGCCCACUGCCUCCUCUUCCUCCUCCUGGGACUGCUCCUGCUGCCGGAGCCUGCCUGCUGCCAGGAAGCCCGGGGCAGACUCCAGCCGUGGUCACAGGGUGUCAUUGCAGUGGUUGUGUUUCUAGUCCUGGUGGCCAUUGUUUUUGUGGUCAACAGGUUCUGGUGUAAGAAGAAAGUGGAAAAUGCUGAGACAGUGGUGAGUGUUGAGGAGAAGCCGGAGGCUGUCAUGUCCAACGGCCACGAAGGGAAAUACCUAAGUUCUGCAGCUGACUUCAGGUCCAAAGAGAACCAGCAUGCCUAUGAGAACACCCUGGAGCCUGAGGAGAAGGUGAUCACCACGGCCAUGUAGCAGAGGCCCUGGCUGGCUGCCCUCCUUCCUCCUCUCACUUCCUGCUGUGGCAAUGGGCACUGGCACCCGCUGUGUGCAGCAGCUCCCCAGUCUCUCCAUGGCACCAUCAUCUCCUGAUCUUUUCCCUUCCCACCUCUGGAAUGUGCUCUUCUGCCUCAGGAGCUGGAAUCCAUGUGGGUAUUGGCCCCCAGGAGAGGUCUAGAGGUGCCACCUCUCCUAUCCAGCCAGUCACCCCAUCUGGUUGGUGAGGUUGAUGUCCCUGUUUCCAGUGGGGUGCUGACCUGCUCCAGAAAUGCAAGAGUCCUUACUGAAUGCCUGGGACUUCCCUGCACCCCCAGCCACCCUCUGAGAAGCUGCUAAUGGAAACCCCACUUCUUUCUCCCCGUUUCACCCUCCUUUUUGUGACCUACACCAUGCAUUUUAAUGUCAGAACAAACCUUCUCCCCUGUAUAUA
Molecule: messenger RNA, 1082 nt
Organism: Dryobates pubescens (Downy woodpecker)
Lineage: Eukaryota; Metazoa; Chordata; Aves; Piciformes; Picidae
Gene: PDZK1IP1
Product: PDZK1 interacting protein 1
Exons: 4
Coding region: 275-628 (117 amino acids)
Source: RefSeq, a predicted model, not a curated record